Messenger RNA from Phaethon lepturus (White-tailed tropicbird), 1398 nucleotides. It is a transcript of the gene FBXO39, whose product is annotated as F-box protein 39. Gene Ontology annotation, molecular function: protein binding. The record is from RefSeq and is a predicted model, not a curated record. Lineage: Eukaryota; Metazoa; Chordata; Aves; Phaethontiformes; Phaethontidae.
AUGGAAAACAACAGUGAAGCUGAGCAGAGCCCAUGGGCUCAUUUACCUGAUGUCUGUCUGAGGCAUGUCUUCCAUUGGUUAGACAACAGGGACAGAUCUCAGGCCGCCUUGGUCUGUAAAAAGUGGACUUGGGCCAUGCACUCAGGAUCUCUCUGGAGAAGCAGAACCAUCACAUUCUAUGGCUGAUCAUCAAGGCCAUAGACAUUGGAGUUUCAAAGUGCACUGUGGUAUGUCAAGAAGUUCGGCAAGUAUUUGGAACACCUUGAGAUCAAGUUACCAACUUACAAUACUGCCUUUACCCAAAAAUUUCAAGUGACUAUGAGAGGUCUUCUUUUACAUCUGCGUAGGUGUAACAGUUGCCUAGUACCCCUGAGCAUUGGGUACCUGGAAAUAGACCGCUUGAUUUGGAAAAAUUUGGUCAGGGCUUGGUUUAUCAAGAACUUAGCUACCUUCCUAAAAAGAAUGAGCAAACAGCUUGAUUUUCUAAACUUAGUAAGAGCAACCUUGGAAGAAGGCAGUGAACUUCUGAAUUCUCUGAGCUGCUUGACAAAUAAAAGCUUUAUAUCUGAAGUCAAUAUUGAGGAUUUCUUCAGUCUCCACCUUCCUGUCUACAGCAGCACCUUGUUCCGCCAGACUGUGUCCAAGUUCCACAGCCCGGUCACCCUGACUUUCAAUUAUAACUGCAUCUCUGAUAAACUGGUGGACAUCCUGCAGGAGCACAGUGGUCAUUCCCUGUGCAGCUUGAAUAUCAAAUGUCAUAUCCGUGACCCUCAUGAGUGAGUGGUCUGGGGAAUGUCAUGGACAAACUUGGUCAAGAGAGACCCAAAACUGAACGUGAACUUCUUCGAAAGAGUCAUGAAGCAUGAUCACCUAGCCAGGAUCCUGCUAGUGGAGAUCCCAAUCAGGAGCAUCAUUCUAUGGAACUGCUAUUAUUUCAGUGACCCAGACUGGAUAAUGAGACUUACCCUCACCAAACUCUUCCCAGCAUACUGGCAUGUUCUGCAGGAAUUAACACCUGAAUUAAACAAUGAUCAUGAGCUGCUGGAUGAUGAGCUGCUACAGCUCAUCUUGUCAAGCAAGAGGUUGUUAUUUCUGAGCAUCUGGGCAUUUCCAAGUGUCACCUUGGAGAGACUGCUACAAAACCGUGCAGAAAGGAAAUGCAUUUUGACUAUCGUAAAGGUCAGGAUUUACACAGCCCAACAAGAGGCCAGUGAGGAGGAUCGGCUGCUGUGUGAUAUUUACAGGAAGUUUAAAUACCUGAUUGACUCAGAGCUUAAUUAUUUUGUCAUCACCUACCCAAUCCACAGGGAGAGAGAAGAACAUCCAGUGACCAUCCAGAUACCAUUACAGCAAGAGAGAGCACUUCUCAUUGUAGAACUUCAAACACAUUACCAAUGA